Miscanthus lutarioriparius is the source of this 1167-nucleotide messenger RNA. NCBI's taxonomy places the organism in Eukaryota, Viridiplantae, Streptophyta, Magnoliopsida, Poales, Poaceae. The record is from the annotation of a GenBank genome assembly.
AUGUGCCCGCUGCGGGUCAUCCUCAUCUUCCUCUCCGCCACCGUCGCCGGCUUCUUCCUCGUCCGGGGGCGCAACGCCGACCCCACCGACCAGUUCGACGCCGACGCCGACGGCAAGGCCUCCCCCAGGGCACCCGUGCCCCUCCAUUCCAAGGUUGGAUCAGCAGUGAAAACCGGAUUUUGGACUAUGGUGGACAUGGCAAGUGGGCAGUACCUCUGGCGCACCUUUGUUGCACAACCGGAAAAAUCUGAAUCUGAUAAGGCCCGACUGACAGCGCCCGGGUCCUUCUCCGGCGACUCCCCGCUCGCCGACCAGCAUACCGGUGAGCAAGGGCAAGGACUCAGAUGCAGAGGAGGGAUCUCCGACGGGGCCGCAGCUUUUGGCCCGUCGGGAUCGAUGGCCCGUGCCACCAUGAGUCAAGGUGGUGGCCGGAGGAACUUCAAUGGUCCAGGCGGAGGAGGCCGUGGACCUGGUGGCGGAGGUUAUGGAGCCGGUGGUGGAAGGUAUGGACCCGGUGGUGGAGGGUAUGGAGCUGGUGGCGGAGGCUAUAGUGCGGGUGGUGGUGGAUAUGGUGCUGGUGGGUACGGUGCUGGCGGAUACGAGCGUGCUCAAGCAGGGCGCCCAGGGAGGGGAAGAGGUCGAAAUGUCUGGGAUAGGCGGGCUCAACAAGGAAAUGAAGAACAACCGAUUGAAGCUACUGAGUCUCAGCUCGAACAGGAGAAUUCUGAGGCCAAGGGAGAUGAGCGACAAGAUAAGAAGGUAGAUGAUGAGAUACCCAAAGAAGCUGGAUCCGAACAGGAGGCGCCAGAGAUGCAAGAAAGUGAAUCUUUAAGUGAAAAGAUCAGGAAGCUUGAAGGCUAUAGUGAUGUGGGUCAGACCUCAUCCAAGCAAGGGGGAGAUGAAAACAAUCAUCAGAUCUGGUGCAUGGAUGAAGUGUAUGAAGAUGGUACUGUGGAAUCUAUUCUGCAGCAAAAAAUACAGAAACAAUCCAAAAUCCAAGAGGAAACAGUUAAGAACAAUGAGACCAAUGAGGUGAUGAUAGUCUCCCAAGAUCAGGAAGAUGGCAUGGAAAUGGAAGGGAUCAUAAAUACGCAGGAAAGUACCAUUACUGAAGUUCACCAAGAAGACCAAUCUGGUAUCUUGAAAGGCAAUCAGAUUGAGCCGUGA